Molecule: messenger RNA, 968 nt
Organism: Gossypium arboreum
Lineage: Eukaryota; Viridiplantae; Streptophyta; Magnoliopsida; Malvales; Malvaceae
Product: 1-aminocyclopropane-1-carboxylate oxidase homolog
Exons: 2
Coding region: 154-735 (193 amino acids)
Source: RefSeq, a predicted model, not a curated record
GCUAUCAUCAGUCUUAUCGUUUUCGACGUGGCUGAUUACCAUCCGCAUUACUGAUAAACAAAUUUCCAUGCUUUCUAACCUCAUUUGUCAUUCUCAGAAAAUUUCAAAUGCUUUUGUUACAUUAAAACGGAAGGAACAAAACACAGUUAAAAAAUGGUGGUCACCAGUGGAGCUGAAGUUCAUGAUGAUUCCAACAACUACGACAAAGAAAAGGAACUGAAAGCAUUCGACAAUUCAAAAGCCGGUGUCAAAGGUCUGGUAGGUGCUGGAAUCACUAAGGUUCCUCGUAUGUUCAUCCGUUCAGACAUUUCAUCGAACACUUUAGAGACAACCAAGAAAACCCAAUACAAUAUUCCAGUUAUUGAUCUACAAGGGAUCGAAGAUGAUCCACGGCGGCAUAAAGAGAUCAGUGACCAAGUCAGGCAUGCAUCAGAGACAUGGGGCUUCUUCCAGAUUGUCAACCAUGGGAUACCUGUAAGUGUUCUUGAAGAUCAUAUUGGUGGUCUCCAAGUACUUCAUGAAGACAAAUGGAUUGAUGUGCCUUGUUCCCCUGGGGCUCUAGUGAUUAACAUGCUUAUUUCGAACGAUGCUUUCGUAAGCGUGGAGCACAGAGUGCUGGCAAACUCGGUUGGACCGAGAGUUUCAGUUUCAGAACUUCGGACCCCAGACUGUACGGUCCUAUCAAGGAACUGUUAUCAGAAGAGAAUCCACCAAAAUACAGGGAAACCACAGUGAGAGAUUAUGCUAUGUACUCCAAUGGAAGAGGGCUUGAUGUUGAUGAUACUUCUCCCUUGCUGCAUUUCAGGUUAUGAUCCCAUGAUAUGAAAUAUCAGCUUAAGAACUGAAUAAUUUGGUAGAUUUCUUAUGAUUGAAUUGUGUAUUGGGCAUAUCUAGUUUCCUCCAUGUAAUGAAUGUGAUCAUAAUCAAUCAAGAUAAAUAUCGAUAUCGCUUUAUAAUUACUAUUUAAA